CAACGAGGGCACGAAACUGAUCCACAAGCACUAGUGCAUUGCAAGAGGACCAGGGAAGAAAGGAAGCUACUUGCUUCCAUGCUGGAAGGUUCCUUUGUUCCCAUCUGCCGAUCAAUCUCCUCCGUUCUCGAAACGGCUGUCCACAGCCUCCCUCAGUAUCAGGAGGAGCGACGGCCGAGAUGGCUGAGGUUGCUGUAUCAAUAGUCGUGGAGAAACUUUCGGAACUUCUACUCGAACAAGCAGUGAACGCAGUUUCAGUACUAGAUGGUGUGCGCAACGAAGUAGAGAGGCUGAAGAAUGAGUUGCGAUGGAUGCAAUGCUUUCUGAGGGACGCCGAUGCUAAACAAGAAGAAAACCAACUGGUUCGCAUGUGGGUUUCCGAUAUUAGAGAUAUUGCUUUUGAAGCUGAAGAGCUGAUAGAGAUUUAUGUUUACAAGGUGGCGUGUCAAAGCAGAUGGGAUAGAGUCUUCAGAUCCUUCCAUCUCUACGAGGUCUCCAGAAAAAUCGGGAAAAUUCGAUCGAGGAUACAUGAUGUAUCUGAAAAGCGAGAAACCUACGGAGUUGUCAGCGAGAUACAGAGGCAAAAUAUUACAAGUGAAAGGUUGAGGCACUGGAGACAGCCAUGGCCCUACGCUGAAGAGGAGUGCAUAAUUGAGCUUGAAGAUGACAUGGAAUUUCUGCUCGAUCAACUGCUUACAGGGGACGCUGGGAGGGUGGUUUCUAUAGUUGGUAUGGGGGGUUUGGGCAAAACCACCUUGGCUAAGAAAUUGUAUAAUCACAGCAAAGUUCAUAGCCAUUUUGAUUGUAGAGCUUGGGUUUACGUGUCCAGAGAGUACAGAAGAAGAGACAUUUUGCUAGGAAUUCUCAAGGAUGCGGAUGCUCUGGGUAGAAAUGAAAUUGACAGAUCAGAGAGAUUGAGGGAGGAAGACAUGGUGAACCGGCUGCAUACUAUCUUGGAUGAUAAGAGGUAUUUGGUAGUUCUUGAUGAUAUUUGGAGCAUGGAGGUCUGGGAUAGCCUAGAAUCUGCAUUUCCCAGGGGAAAGAUGGGUAGUAAAAUUCUGUUUACGACUAGAAACAUGGAAAUAGGUAAGCAUGCUGGUGCUGGUGGCAACCCUCAUAAAAUACGAACGCUGACGGAGGACGAGAGUUUGAAAUUGCUCAGCAACAAAGCAUUCCCUGGAAUGAAUAGCAUCCCCACGGAAUUGGAAAACCUUGCAAGGGAUGUUGUGAGGAAAUGUGAUGGUUUGCCUUUGGCUGUGGUAGUGGUUGGUGGUUUAUUAUCAAGAAAACUUAAAUCAAACGAGGAAUGGUUGGGGGUGGCCCAAAAUAUCAAUUGGCACCUGCUGAAAGAGCAAGAGAGAAUAGCACGUAUCUUGGCCCUGAGCUACAAUGACUUGCCUUCUCAUUUAAAGUCAUGCUUUCUCUACCUGGGUCUUUUCCCAGUUGGGAUAAACAUUCACACCAAAAAGUUGAUUCAUCUGUGGGUCGCAGAAGGUUUUUUACCACAAGAAGGUGCAGAAACGGCAGAAGGUGUUGCUGAGAAAUGCUUGAAUGAGUUGAUUGGAAGGUGCAUGGUUCAAGUGGGUUCAGUAAGUUCGUUAGGCAAAGUCAAAACAAUUCGCAUCCAUGAUCUUCUCAGGGAUAUUUCCGUCUCCAAAGGGGAAGAGGAGCAUUUUCUUCGAAUAUAUCUUGGCAGCAUGGAGAGCUCAUCAGCAUCUCAGGUGAAUAGAUCCCGCCGGCAUGCCAUACAUUCUUGCUACGACCGAUAUAACUUCCUGAAACACGAUGCUCAUCAUUCACGGUCCCUCCUCUUUUUCAAUAGAGAAUACAAUGCUGAUAUAGUGAAGAAAAUGAGGUUCUAUGACCAGCAGUACAAUAUGAAUUUUCUGGUAGAAAAGAAACUGAAUUUCAUUUUUUGCAAAUUCAAGCUUCUCAGGGUUUUAGAGUUAGAUGGUGUUCGGGUAGUUCGUCUUCCAAAUACAAUAGGGGACCUUAUUCAAUUAAGGUAUCUUGGACUGAGGAAGACUAAUUUGGAAGAGGAGCUUCCUCCUUCCAUUGGGAACUUGCUGAACCUGCAGACACUUGAUUUAAGGUACUGUUGUUUUCUUAAGAGGAUACCAAAUGUAAUUUGGAAGAUGAUCAGUUUGAGGCAUUUGCUUCUGUAUACUCCAUUUGAUUCUCCAGACAGCGCUCAUCUAAGAAUGGAUACAUUAACCAAUUUACAAAGCCUGCCAUACAUAGAGGCUGGAAGCUGGAUAGAAGAUGGGGGUCUAGAAAAAAUGAAAAAUCUCAGGCAAUUGGGAAUAUAUGAAUUACCUGGGCAAAUGGUGAGAUCAGUUCUUUCUGUUGCACAAGGAUUUCUUCACCUUCACUCACUGUCUCUAUCACUUCAAUCCGAAGAAGAUGAAUUUCCAAUCUUGAUGCAGCUUUCUCCGUGCACUCAUCUUCACAAGCUCUCUUUGAAUGGGAGGAUCAAGAAACUACCGGACCCUCAUGAAUUCCCGCCAAACCUUAUUAAAUUAACUUUACAUAACUCCCAUUUACAGAUGGAAUCCAUUGCCAAACUUGAGAGGUUGCCAAAACUGAAAAUGCUUGUUUUAGGGAAAGGGGCAUACAACAGGCGGGAAUUAUUCUUCUCUGCUGAUGGAUUUUCACAAUUGCAAAUUCUAAGGCUUAAUGUUUUGAAAGAAUUGGAGGAGUGGACUGUUGAGGAAAGGGCGGUACCAAGGCUUGAGCACAUCAUUAUUAAUCGCUGUGAGAAGCUGAAGAAGAUCCCAGAAGGACUGAAAGCUCUUUCUUGUCUCAAGGAAAUAAAGAUUAUAGGAAUGCCAGUAGAAUUUGAACAGAGACUACGAACUAAAGACUUGCUGGAAUUCCAAAAUACCCCUUCAGUUGAAUCAACUACAGACAUUUUGGCAAACGAUUUCAACGGCCGGCACAAUGUUGGUGGUUGAGAAACCUUUCAUCUUGGUAAAGGAAGCAUGUGCUAGUUGUGGUUUUUCUCCUCCAUUGAACAGCACAUGCUUAACUUUUCUUGUUGACCAUAUGCAUAAUGCUACGAGGUUGAUUCAAUCACUGGCAAGUUUUCCUUUUUUCUUGAGCAGCGGCCGGAGUCUUCUUUUGUGUUUUUGGACAGAAUCUUACUGUUUUGAAUCCAUUUUUGAGUACUUCCAAUAGCAAAUAAUAGUUGCAUAACUCAAGACAACGGUACUGGAAGUCAGCCAGAAAAGUCUCUUACUGCAAAAGCUCAGAGUUCAUGGUAACAUUCACGAAAUUUUCUAUCUAUAAAGGCUGUGAUUUGAAAGUAGAUUCUACUUGUUAAUAUUCUGUAUAUUACUGGAGAGCACACUUGACACAUGACUCUCAUCAGGAUGCAAUCGACAGUCGGCAAAGCUUUUUUAGGUCGACCAUAUUCAACAGUCCUGAACAUUUAUUUCUUUUAUGUAAUCAAUUUUUAAAAUUUCAAAUGGAGUAUCUUCCAAGUUCAACUUUUGAUGUUGAAACAUAGUUUCGGAUUUCAUAAUUUAUGUUACCAGAAACUUGCUAGGAGAAUACCCCACUGGCAUCACGCUCGUUGAUGUUAAAGUUGAAAACUGAAGGCAGUUCUUCGAUAUGCUAUCAUGAAUUCCUUUCGUAUAUAACAUAUUACUUAUUGUGGCUUGGACCAGGUUAGUUUA
This is a messenger RNA of Prosopis cineraria, 3677 nucleotides long. Its product is annotated as putative disease resistance RPP13-like protein 3. Gene Ontology annotation, molecular function: ADP binding. The record is from RefSeq and is a predicted model, not a curated record. The transcript has 2 exons. The coding region runs from base 180 to 2954 and encodes 924 amino acids. NCBI's taxonomy places the organism in Eukaryota, Viridiplantae, Streptophyta, Magnoliopsida, Fabales, Fabaceae. Gene Ontology annotation, biological process: defense response to other organism.